CGGGGCCUGAGCGGCCGCGUCCACCACGGCGGGCGAGCCCGGGCGCCCCGCGCAGGUUAAGACUUAGAGCCGGUGUGCCUGCCGGGCUGCGCCCAGCUCAGAGCCAUGCCCGUGCGUGGGUGACGCGGGAAGCCGGGAUGGAGCCGCUGCCGCCGCCGCCGCCACCACACCUGGCUGCUCCGCAGAUGGAUGCCCGGCCGCCACAGGGACAGCAGAUGCGGGAGGCCCAGGUGCUGUAUGCGCAGAAGCUGGCCGCACAGCCGGCCCUCCUGUGUGCCACGCCCGGGAGGCCUGCUGGCAGCCCUGCCCUGGCUCCGUCAGCCAGAGGCGCCCCAGCCGCGGCCGCGGCCCGCGUCUUCGAGCACAGCGUGAACUCAGAGGCUGAGGAAGAGGAAGGAGGGCUGGCAGACACAGACGGGGAGGCCGAGGCCGAGAAGGAGGCCCAGGCGGCCUCCAGAUACUUUCACGUGCAGAAAGCGGCUCGCCAGGAGCCCCGUGUGGCGCCCGUGUCCAGCGUGCUGCCCGCGCCAGGGCACCAGGCCAGAGACGAUCAUACCAAAGAUGCUUCCCGGGCCCCGCCUGCCCUGGCCGCAGCGGGGCAGCCCACCUGGAAUCUGGACGAGCAGCUCAAGCAGAACGGCGGUUUGACCUGGAGUGAUGAUGCGGACGGAGGCCGGGGAAGAGAGAUCUCCCGGGACUUCGCCAAGCUGUACGAACUGGACGGUGACCCCGAAAGGAGAGAGUUCCUGGAUGACCUCUUCAUCUUCAUGCAGAAGAGGGGGACCCCCAUCAACCGGAUCCCCAUCAUGGCCAAGCAGACACUGGACCUGUACAUGCUGUACAAGCUGGUGACGGAGAAGGGCGGCCUGGUGGAGAUCAUCAACAAGAAGAUCUGGAGGGAGAUCACCAAGGGCCUGAACCUGCCCACCUCCAUCACCAGCGCCGCCUUCACACUGCGGACCCAGUACAUGAAGUACCUCUACGCCUACGAGUGUGAGAAGAAGGCCUUGAGCUCCCCCGCCGAGCUGCAGGCAGCCAUCGACGGCAACCGCAGGGAGGGCCGGCGGCCCAGCUACAGCUCCCCCCUCGUGGGCUACUCGCCAUCUGCCGCCUCCGCUGCCGGCGCCCCUGCACUGCUCACCCCCCCCAGGAUCCGCUUUCCCCUCCUCGGGCUGGGCUCCAGCGGCGGCCCCAACGCCGGCGGCUCGCGGGUGGCCCCGGCCAGCGCACUCAGGAAAGGCGACACCGCACCUGUGCCGAAUCGCCUGGCUGUGCCCGGGACCUUGGCAGGCCAGGGGGCCGGCCCUCGCACGGCCACACUGGAGCAGCUGCGGGAGCGGCUGGGCGCGGGGGAGCCCCCCGAGAAGAAGGCGGCGAGGCUGUCGGAGGAGGAGCAGCGCCUGGUGCAGCAGGCCUACCAGCGCGGCUGCCUCGGCACGGCGCGGCCGCUGCCCGUGAGGAUCAGGAUCAACGGCAGGGAGGACAGAGCCGAGGCCUCGGCUGCUGCGCUGAGCCUGACCACCAGCGGCAUCGGGAGCAUCCACAUGUCUGUGGACAUCGACGGCACCACCUAUGCAGGUGUGCUCUUUGCCCAGAAGCCCGUGGUCCACCUCCUCGCCGGGGCGGCGCCCCAGGGCAGCGGCGGCAGCAGCAGCAGUGGCGGCGGCGGCGGCGGCAGCUCGCACUGCUCGCCCAGCCCUACCUCGUCUCGGGGCACGCCCGGCGCCGAGCCCUCCACCAGCUGGUCCGUCUGACACGGGGAGUGGAGGG
This is a messenger RNA of Lepus europaeus (European hare), 1770 nucleotides long. RefSeq names its product AT-rich interaction domain 3B (gene ARID3B). Gene Ontology annotation, biological process: regulation of transcription by RNA polymerase II. Lineage: Eukaryota; Metazoa; Chordata; Mammalia; Lagomorpha; Leporidae. Gene Ontology annotation, cellular component: nucleus. The record is from RefSeq and is a predicted model, not a curated record. Gene Ontology annotation, molecular function: DNA binding. Bases 138 to 1754 code for a protein of 538 amino acids. The transcript has 9 exons.